CAUACCACUGAGCACUAUGUCUUCAGCAGUCACUAUCGCACUUCGUGGAGGGCAAGCCUUUCAUUCUGUGGUGGUGCUUUGUCUUUCAAGCUAUGUCGCAUAUGAGAAUAACCACUCACUCAAUCCUUCCUCUACCGAAAUCAACUUCCUUCUCUUUGCAUCCUCGUUCUCAAUAAUAACACUUCUGCUCUUGGAAGUCGUACCCCUCAUCUCGCCGAGAAGAACAUCGCCCUAUGCAGCAUUGGUGGUUCAAGCUUUAGUUUCUUUUCUGUAUAUGGGUGGCUUUAUCGCGUUGUCGGUCUUUCUCUCAAGACUUUUGUUCUGUGAGGGGUCAGUUUGCCUUGCCGCUCGUCUUGACGCGGUAUUCGCUGCAUUCAGUUACGCUGUGUGGACUGCAUCAGCCACUAUCAGUGGCAUUCAGAUCUCGAAAAGGUUGAAGAGUGGAAUGCAUCGUGACUUAUUCGAGAGUAUUGAGGAGAAAGUGGUGGCGGAGAAAGUUUAGUUAAGAAAGAAAAGAGAAGAGAGUGGUAUCAAAUUCACGCCGAGAUCUUGGAAACGACGAAUGGC
Molecule: messenger RNA, 567 nt
Organism: Mollisia scopiformis
Lineage: Eukaryota; Fungi; Ascomycota; Leotiomycetes; Helotiales; Mollisiaceae
Exons: 3
Coding region: 17-502 (161 amino acids)
Cellular component (GO): membrane
Source: RefSeq, a predicted model, not a curated record